Molecule: messenger RNA, 2023 nt
Organism: Zingiber officinale
Lineage: Eukaryota; Viridiplantae; Streptophyta; Magnoliopsida; Zingiberales; Zingiberaceae
Product: S-adenosylmethionine mitochondrial carrier protein-like
Exons: 7
Coding region: 512-1657 (381 amino acids)
Cellular component (GO): mitochondrial inner membrane
Molecular function (GO): S-adenosyl-L-methionine transmembrane transporter activity
Source: RefSeq, a predicted model, not a curated record
GUCGAGAUUUGUUUGGGUCUUCAAAACCCUUUUCCUUCACUCUGCUCUCGACUCUUUAUCUCGAUCCGAUCAACCUUCGUCGUCGCCGCCGUCCGCCUGAGAGCUGCGCUUGUGCCAGCGCUGGUCGUCUGAGCCGCUGCACGCCGCCGUUUGUCUAGCCGUCUCCACCUGGCCAAUUGCCCGCCGCCCCAAGCUCGUGCAUUCUUCGGCAGGAACAGCCAUUUUCUUCGUGUUUCAACGCCGGAAGCUAUGGCUUGAGACUGUGAGAACGUUUGCUCCUUUCGUGCGAGAUCUUGUUUUCUUGCAGCACUACGGGAAUUUUGUCAACACAGCAUCACUGUAAUAUGUAUAUAUAGUAGUGUCAAGGGCGUGCCCUUCGUCCACCCACAGUGGCGUGUUCCUCUUUUUCCAGUUAAUCACCGCAAAGGGCUUGGACAUCUUUUUGAACCAGAACCAUAAUUGCACAAUCCUUGAUCCAAAGACGAACUGUUGCAAGUCCAACACUUACCAAAUGGGUUUAGAUUUCUUCAGGGAUAACACAUUUCUUGUCCAUGUAGUAGCGAGCACCAGCUCCGUCUCAGUUGCCACAUCCUUAACUCAUCCCCUCGACAGCCUUAAAACUCUCCUCCAGAUUGCUGCAGGACCAAGCCAACAAUUUAGUCUUUCUCAGGUGGUUGACAGGGUUCAAAAAGUCUCGGGAUUAUCAGGUUUAUACAGUGGUCUUGGAUGGUCCAUAGUUGGCAAUUUAUUGGGCUUGGGAGGGCGUUUUGGAACAUAUGAGAUUUUAACUGCUUACUACAAAGAUGGAAGAAAGAGCAACCAUGUCUACAUUCACGAGGCUCUUUUAGCAGGACUAACAGCAGGUGCUGUUGAAGCUGUUGUGUGCACUCCUUUUGAACUUCUUAAACAUAGGAGACAGGUCUACUCAGCUUCUUAUAUAAAAAGCUCUCGUUCUGCAGUGGUUAUGCCAAAAUCGUCAACCCUUGUUUCAAAACUACUACCAGGCUAUACCCCUAAUGUCAACGCAUGGAAUUAUACUAUUGGUCUCUUGUCCACUCUUCCUACCAAUAUCAAUACCACUCAUGGAGAUAUGCUUGGUGCACUUAAGCAAUGCCCAUGGUUGCUGACUGGCUCUGGGAGACCUCCACUUGCUUCUGAGGUUAGAGAACCAUCUAAAAUUGUAUCUCUGGAAGGAUGGAAUGCUUUAUGGAAAGGACUUAGACCUGCAAUAACUCAAAAAUGUGUUUAUGGUGGAUUUUUCUUUUCUACUUGGCAAUUCUUAUACUUAGCGAUGCUUGAUUGGAAUUCUCGUGAUAUGAACCCACCACCCAGGUCAAUUGACGAAAUUGAUCCUGUAUCCCCACUUGCUUCAAGCCUUGCUGCUGGCUUUUCGGGAGCUUUAGCUGCUGCUGCUUCUCAUUCAUUUGACACUGCUAAAACUCGGUCCCAGAGUAUAGUCAUACCUAAGUAUAUUGCCAUGGAAAGAAAGCUCUUGAGAUGGGAAGCUCCGGGAAAUUGGCUAGAGAGAGUUGCCGGAAUGUCUCCUGCUGACAGGAACAUUAUGUUUCGCGGACUGUGGCCGCGAGUGCUCUGCUGUGGAAUUUCAUCCUUCGUUUUUGUCGGCAGCUAUCUAUUAACCGUCGAUUAUUUGUUAUGACCCUACAUGAAUAUGAUUGGAUCUUGACUUAAGAAACUGCUCUGCAUCAGGCAAAUCAGCUAGUUUAGUUUGUACGUGGACAGGGAAACAAUACCAAUACCAAAUAAAGAUAUCUCAGAUGGUCAAUAGCUCAACCAUGAGCAAACGCAGCCAUUGUAUUUCAGAAAUUGCUAGUUUUUCUAAACAUUUAAUAAAUUUGCAUUUAUUAAUAUUUUUUUUGUAAUAUUUCUUUUUCUUGUUGGGAAUGACCAGACAUCUUUUGAGUAAGAACAAAUCCUUUUUAAGUAGCAAGGAGGAAUCAUCCCUGUGCUAAAUUGUAUCAACAAAGGUCUCUUUUUCUUUUUUAAAUUUUUGUUGGCUACGUUA